AUGCUCCCUGACUUGUCCCUGGCCUCCAGGGCCGUCCAUGCCGAUGCUCACAUUGCUGGUCAUCGAGCUAUCGCCCCUGCGAUGCAUGUGAGCACAACAUUUCGCUAUAGCGAGAACCCAAAUGAGCUGUCAGGCGUUGGCAUUGGCGAAUUCGAGAAUCUCGACCACAAUGCGCCUCGCGAUUCUCAUGUCUACUCUCGAGAAUCGGCACCCAACACGACCCGUCUCGAGGCCGUUCUAUCCUCCAUCCUAGGCGGACCCAGCGUGACAUACGCCUCCGGCCUGGCUGCCUUCCAUGCCAUGCUGGUGCAACUCAACCCCAAGCGCAUUGCGAUUGGCGAGGGGUACCACGGCUGCCAUGGUGUAAUCGACGUCCUCUCGCGUCUGAGUGGCCUCAAGAAACUGCCACUGGACUGUGAUCUCUCGGAGCUCGAGGCGGGUGAUGUGAUUCAUGUCGAGACUCCCCUCAACCCCACGGGCGACGCGAGGAACUUGGCGUACUACGCCGAGAGGGCUCGCAAGGUCGGCGCAUACGUAACCGUCGACGCGACCUUUGCCCCUCCCCCGCUGCAGGACCCCUUUGCCCAAGGCGCGGAUGUAGUGAUGCACAGUGGGACAAAGUACUUUGGCGGACACUCUGACCUUCUAUGUGGUGUCGUCACCGUCACACCCGACGAGAAGGGGCAAAGGCUACUCAAGGGCCUGAAACACGAUCGCCUGAUGCUCGGCUCUGUCAUGGGCAGCCUCGAGGGUUGGCUGGGUCUGCGCUCGCUACGCACACUGGAGCUUCGCGUCAAGCGCCAAAGUGAGACGGCCACAAAGCUAGUCGCGUGGCUGGCGUCCGAGCUCAAGGACCCGGCCAGUCUGGUCUCCACCACAGUCGAAAAGGUUCAGCACGCGAGCGUGCAGCCCGAGGCGUCUGACGAGAAUGGCUGGCUGCGAAAACAGAUGCCCGGUGGCUGGGGUCCCGUCUUCGCCCUCUGGAUGAAGGAUGCGGACAUGGCGCGAUCGCUGCCGAGCAAGCUGCACCUGUUCCAGCAUGCCACGAGUCUGGGUGGCGUGGAAAGUUUGCUGGAGUGGCGAGCCAUGUCGGAUCCUCACGUGGACAAGAGGUUGUUGAGGGUGAGCAUUGGUGUUGAAGGGUUCGAGGACCUCAAGGCGGACAUAACCCGAGGACUGGAGGCAUUAAGGGGCUAG
Messenger RNA from Emericellopsis cladophorae, 1197 nucleotides. RefSeq names its product putative trans-sulfuration enzyme-like protein. Bases 1 to 1197 code for a protein of 398 amino acids. The transcript is spliced from 2 exons. The record is from RefSeq and is a predicted model, not a curated record. NCBI's taxonomy places the organism in Eukaryota, Fungi, Ascomycota, Sordariomycetes, Hypocreales, Bionectriaceae. Gene Ontology annotation, cellular component: cytoplasm. Gene Ontology annotation, molecular function: carbon-sulfur lyase activity; pyridoxal phosphate binding. Gene Ontology annotation, biological process: transsulfuration.